Betta splendens (Siamese fighting fish) is the source of this 5794-nucleotide messenger RNA. Its product is annotated as centrosomal protein of 164 kDa-like. Gene Ontology annotation, molecular function: protein binding. Bases 170 to 5260 code for a protein of 1696 amino acids. The transcript has 28 exons. NCBI's taxonomy places the organism in Eukaryota, Metazoa, Chordata, Actinopteri, Anabantiformes, Osphronemidae. The record is from RefSeq and is a predicted model, not a curated record.
GUCAUCAUCGUCAACAGGAAACGGGAAAGCGUCCUUGGAGAUGCCGUUUGUGCUGUAACUUUCGCAUCUUUCGAUGUUGUGUUCAUGCAAUGCGCGUGUCAAUCAACUGACAGUCAGUCGACACUGACACGGAGAUCGAUGGUUGACUGGUUGAGAGUUCUGUGUCACCAUGACUGCCGCUGCUCUUAUUGGGGACCAGUUGAUCCUUGAAGAGGACUAUGAUGAGAACUAUAUACCAUCAGAACAAGAGAUCCAAGAGUAUGCAAGAGAGAUUGGCAUUGAUCCGAACAAAGAGCCAGAGCUCCUGUGGCUGGCCAGGGAGGGCAUUGUUGCCCCUUUGCCUGCUGAGUGGAAACCUUGUCAAGAUGUGACAGGAGACAUCUACUAUUUCAACUUCUCUUCGGGGCAGUCCACCUGGGAUCACCCUUGUGAUGAGCACUACCGCAACCUGGUGAUCCAAGAGCGUGAACGUGCUGAAGUCGCAGCUGCUGGAGGAGCCACGGGAGCAAAAAAGGACAAGGACAAGAAGAAGAAAAAAGAAAAGAAGGAGAAGAAAGAGAAAAAGAACAAGGAGCCACUUAAGAUUGCUGGUGCCCUGUCUUCAGCGCUAGGUCCCUUCCCAUCCACACUGGGCAGCCUAGCUCCUCUAAGAGGUCUGGAUGCCCCUGGCUCACUGCCUGGGUCUGUUCCUCCUCUCCGGGGGUCCCUUGGCAGCUCUGGAGGGCUGGACCCCCUCAAGACAACUUUUGGGGCCCCCAGGAGUAGUGGGGCAUCUAGUGUUUUGGGUGGUAGGCAAGAGGAGAGGGUGUCCCUUAGUCUGCCUGGGUUUGAAGAUGAUGAUGAAAAUGAUGAAGGCAAAAUAUCAAAAAACGAGCUAAGUCCUCGUGGUUCAGACAGACUUUUAAAGAAUCUCCAUCUGGACUUGGAUGCCCUCGGAGGAGGCCUGCAAUAUGAGGACAGUGAGGCCAGUGCUACAGCUCCACCCGAGGAGAGGACUGACCCAGAGUUGCAGGACUUGGCACCAUCUGGAAAUCGCACUCCUGAACCAGAGUCCCAGCAGCUGCUGUGCUGUUGGGACCUUUCCUAUGGACGUGGCUGUUACUGCGUCUUCCUCUUUGUCCUGUUGUCUUCCUACUGUCACUGUUACUGUUUUGCAGACUCUUUGAGGGAACGUAAUCUCCAUCUGUCACUGCUGGUGAGCAGCAGUAAAGAUAUGAGGGAGGAGGGGGUUGGUGCUGUCACCUCUGAAGCUGAACCUGCCUCUGAACACUCAGACAAGGGGGAGGCAGAGAGCUUGAAUGAAGUACAACAGGAGACGGCUGGAGUGCUGGAAGAUGAGGAUGCUAAGGGAGAAAAACGAGGGCCAGACGAAGAAGAGGGGGAAGGAGAGCUAACACAUGAGCAGGAGGAUAGAGAGGAUACAGAUGAGAAAAGUAAACAAGAGGGGCAUAACAUAGAAAAAGAGCAGAUAGCAAGUAAAAUAGCUGUAGGCAGUGAGCAAGAUGAAGGGAAAGAUGAUGGAGUUACUGAAAACAUUAAAAACAGUGAGAGUGAGGAGAGCAGUGAAGGAGAGGAAAAUGACAGCAGUGAUAAGGUAGAGGUGGGUGGUGAAAGGCAGGAUGAUGAGGCAGACGACAGAGCAGAGAGUGUGGAGAGUUUAGCGGAGGAGAUAGAGGAGGAGGAGGACCAGCUACCAGCAGAAGACUUAGAGCAGUACAGUGAUGGAGGUGUGGAGAAAUCCUUUAAAUGGGAUAUGGAGGAGGAGGGUGAAGAUGACAAAGAGAGGGAUGAAUCUGAAAUAAGUACAAAUGCUAAAGAAAAACUAAAUGAAAGUAAGGAGGAAGAGCACAAGAAGGAAAACGAGGAGGAGGAUGAAAGCGAAGAUGCUUUGGAGAGAUGUUCUCUGAGCCACAGGAACCUGGAGGAGAGUGAGGAGGAGGUGUUAGAGAGAUGUAUGGAGAGUGAAGCAGGAGAUGCAGGGAGGGAUUUCACAGAGGGAGAGCACGAUUUAAACCCCCAAAGGCCUCAAGCAGCAGCGAGUGAGGAGGAGGUUGUGGAGAUGUUUGAGAUGGAAGCGGUUCGUGUCCAGCCCACCGAGCUAGGCCAGAAGAUGAUGCUGAGUGACCACGAACCGCUUGACCACAGGCAAAACACUCUUUCUGACGAGGAGGAGAAUGUGAGAAAAAAGUGCCCCCUUCCUGCAGAGGAAUCUGAGGCCAGUAAAAACACUGUUGAAGCUUCGACCUCCAUAGAUGUCAAGCUGUCAGAGAAAGCUCAGAGCAUCCAAGACCUGUCUGGCACAAUCAGUCCACUGCAGAAAAAUGACAGAGAGGGAAAAAAUGAUGAUGAGGUGCAAAAGACAAAGACGGCAGAAACUCCCAAAAGGAUUAUAAUGGCUGAAGACGAAGGCAAGCUUCCAUUCCAUAAAGUCGACCGGCUCAUCCUACAUCAAUCUAGACUGUCACCUUCUCUCUCCAGCCCCUCCAACUCAGAGGGAGGUGACGAACUCAAGGCAAAAGCCAAAGGUUUCGGUAUUUCUUUGGGACUCAAGAGACCAGAAACUUCCAGAGGUCGCUUGGUCCGCACUCCCAACACCCAGCUUGAUGAUCCUGAACUUCCCCUAAUUCACCAAGACGACUCGCUCGAAAACAAGUCACACUGGAGAAUCAGUAGAGACAGGGGGACAAAGGAGGAAGAGAGGGAGGAAGAGGAGUGGAAGAGGACAGAGAAGGAACAGAGAAAUCUAAGUGUGAGAGAGGAGAAGGAGAGAGAGACGACGAAGGCCGAUCGAGAGAUAGAAGAGGAGAGGGAGGAAAUGGUGAGACAGAAAGAGAAGAGGAUCUGUCUCCUCCAGAGGGAGCUGAAGAGAGAGGAAGAAGAAGAGGAGAGGAAGUUAAAGGAGGAGAGCCAGGAAAGACUGAGGACUCUGCGCCAACAUAUUCUGUCCACAAUGAAAGAGGAGGAGGCCAGGCUCAACGAGGAGUCUGAAAGGACUCGGGAGGAGCUCAGAAAGUCUGUUCAGAGAGAGAAUGAGAAGCAGCAGCAGAGGCUCAGGGAGGAGAGUGAAGCCAAGCUGAAGCUGCUACGUCUCACUUUGGAAGAAGAACGAGCAGCAGAGCAGGAGAGGCUGGAAGCCCAGAGGAGGCAGAACAUUGAACGUCUGAAGGCAGAGUUUGAAGAGGAGCUGCAGGCAGAGAAGAGGAGACUCCAGGAUGAGAGGGAGGAGAAGCUGAGCUCUCUGAAACACGAGGUUAAAAUCACAGAGAGCAGAAAGGAGCUGAUUAUGAGUCCACGACCUGAACAGCACCUGGCAGAGUAUCACAGAGAGCUUGCUGAUGUCCUCCAAGAAGUGCGCGAGGAAGUGCAGCGGGAUCACGAGAGGAAGCUGGAGCAGCUACGGGAAGAGCACAGGAGAGAAAUGAACACCAUCAGGGAGAAAUACCUGGAUGAGGAGACUGCUCAAAGGGAGCGCUUCCUGUCCACACUGCAGGAGGACAGAGAGCGCCUUCAGGCCUCGCAUGCUGUGCAACUGGAGAAACUCCGUCUGCAGCUCGACACACAGAUACAAAAGUCACACCUGGCACAGUCACGCAAGGAGGCAGAACUGCAGGAUUUGACAGAUCAGUUGGAGCUGAGAGCAAAAGAGCUGAAGAGUCAAGAGGCCAUGCUGCAGAACAAGGCAGCAGAUCUUAGAAGAAGAAGGAAGAAGCUUGGGGAGGAGGAGGAAGAAGUGGACAGGCAGACUGAGGCUUUUCCCCGGCUCAUCCAGGAGAGGGACGAACUGAAAGUGGAACUGGAGAGGAUGAGAGAAGAGAAACAUCAAGCACGAGUACUCAUUCAGAAAGCCAGGGAGGAGAAGAGCAAGGCCAGGGAGGAGGAGGAGAGACUGAGAGAAGAGAAAGAUAAAGCCAAGGAAGAAAGCAGGAGAGCCAAACAGGACAGGGAGCAACUGGAGAGCAGAGUGGUGCUGCUGCAAGAGAGAUGUGACCGUCUCAGCCGCAGAGUCAUUGAACUGGAACAAGAUGAAGGAGCAAGUGCCUCCUCCAGGCAAGAACCCAAACAGAGCCAAAAGGAGGCAGAAAAAGCCAAAGCAACAGUGCCCCCCAGUGACAGAAUAGACUCAUCGCUACAUGUAGAAGACCUGGAUGAGCCACCGGUCUCCCCUCCACCCAACAGCCACAGCAGCAUGGACGAAUUUCGACGCUACAUCUCUUCACAUGGCGCCUCCAUCCAAAAGACCAAACUCUUCCUGGAGAGAGAGAGCAGCCGCCUGAUGGAGAGACAGGCAGCUCUGCAGUCAGCCCACACCAGCUCCUUCCAGGAGCCCAACAAGGAAGGAGGAUUAACUGAAGAGAUGAUAAGAACCCUCCAGCAGGAAGCCAGAAAUGUGGCAGAGCUGCAGCAGGCAGUUCAGAGAGGAAACUCGCUCCUGCGAAGGAAAGAGGAGCAGCUCCAGCAGCUCGAGAGCUCCAUGGCUGAAGAGCCUGUGUUUGAGGACAUGUCUCGGGUGGCAGGAGAAAGGAAGGUGACGUUUGAUGUCACAGAGUCUGAUCUCAGCAGCACUUUAGACCCUCCUGAGGGAACAGGUGGUCAUCCCACUGUCCCAGCCAAAGUGCAGGAGCUAGCGGAUUCCCUGCAGCAGAUCUCAGGCCAACUUAACACCGUCCUGAGUGCUUUGGGCUCAUUAGCGCAGAGACAGAGUUCUGCACCUUAUACACGCUUCUCUAUGCCUCCAGUUCAGCCUCACUCCACCCCAGCUCCCUCCUCCACCUCUGUUCCAGUCAUGCCCCACGUGCACACCUUGGGGGUCAGUUCCUUAACAACCCACCCCCCAGUGAGGCUCUCGGAGCCUUCAUGGAGCUGGCUGCCUCAAGGCAGCUCUGCAGCCACCCCCCUGUAUAGCACCCCCAUCAGCAGUGGGCUAAGGUCCGCUGAGGAUCUCCUCAACAGUCGCUAUAGUCAGAUAUUCCCAGGAGCAUCUGCGGAGCCAAUCGCCUCCAGCACCAUGAGGACUUCCUCUGCAUACUCAUCGUUCACUCCUGCUGGUGAACAUAGCCUGCGCUCCAUUGUGAAGUCAGCUGAGGUGGAUGGUCAGAGGCUGCAGGGACUGAUUGAUGGCAACAAGAGGUGGUUGGAGAUGCGCAAAAAAGACACCAGCAUUCCCCUGUUCACACGCUAUCAAGCUCCAUCAUCAUCCAGGAGUGGCCUGGUCCAGUUGGGCCUUGAUGAUGACAACCAGAUCAGAGUCUAUCAUUACUGAAGACAUGGCACACAGUCCAGUUCUUUUUGUACUGUGACUACGGACUAUGGAGCAUUUUUUUAUCACCACACCAGGUCAGUGUGACGUUUGCACGCAGGGCCUUGUGCAAGAGUCAGCUGCUCGCUUGAUCCUUUUCACUUUUCAGGGAAACUCCAGCCUCAUCUGCUGUAGCUGGAGGAAGGGACACACGUGUCACAGUGGACUUUAAUCCUCCACAUUGUGUAUGGCUGUGAGAAUCUUGUUUACAGAUAACUGCUCCAUUCCACACAUCGGUGAUUCCCUGUUUUAUUGUUUGGUUUACUGACUUCAUAAAACUGUUGUAAACCCAGAGAUUGAGUCCACUUUAUGGCGGGUUUCAAAUGUUUUUGUGCCACUGUUUGUAAAUGCCUUGGGUGUGAAUACGUAAUAUUCCAUUUUGUCUCUUUAGAAAAAGGAAUCACUGUCAUUGAAUCCAGUCCAUCUUAUUUCACUUAUGUCCAUACUUAAACUGAUGUUUACACAAAUAGUUGUGGCUACAGUAAAACUUUAACAAAU